AUUCCAAUAUACUGCGACUCUUNCGUUCAAAAGCCUGGGGAGUUUAUAAUAACUUUCCCUAGAGCAUAUCAUGCUGGCUUCAGUCAUGGUUUCAAUUGUGGAGAAGCAGUGAAUUUUGCAAUUGGUGAUUGGUUUCCGUUAGGGGCUAUUGCUAGCAGAAGAUAUGCACUUCUUAACAGGGUUCCUUUACUGCCCCAUGAAGAACUUCUAUGCAAAGAAGCAAUGCUUCUCCGUACAUGCUUGGAACUUGAAGAUUCGGAUUUUCCCUCUUCAGACUCUCUUUCUCAUAAUAGCAUUAAGAUUUCAUUUGUUAACUUGAUGCGAUUCCAGCAUUGCGCGCGAUGGUUUCUAACGAAAUCAAGGGCUUGUAUAAGCGUCUCUUCUCAUUCCCAUGGCACAAUUCUCUGUAGCCUUUGCAAACGUGACUGUUACGUAGCUUAUGUUGAUUGCAACUGUCAUAUGCAUCCUGUAUGCCUACGUCACGAUGUUGAUUCUCUUGACUUCACCUGUGGGAGCAAACACACACUUUAUUUGAGGGAGGAUAUUAUGGAUAUGGAAGCCGCAGCCAAGAUGUUUGAGCAGGAAGAUGGGAUAUCACAUGAGAUAAGGAAGCAAACCAAUAGUGGUCAAAACAUGUAUGCAUAUCCUUUGUCAAAUAUGUUUCAGAGAGCCGAGGCAAAUGGAUACAUUCCUUAUUGUGAGCUAAAACUUGAUUCUGUUGUUGAAUUUUAUACAACUCCAGAGCACUCAACAAAUAAUCAAGAAUACAGUACACAGAAUCAAUCUGUCUUUGUACAUUGCUCUGAAAAUCAAAUACCAUUGGUGUCUGACGUUUCCUUUUCUUCAGCCACAUCCACUCUUUCUGAAUCCCUUGAGAGCUUCUCUACUCCCAAAAAUGCUGAAGGGCAUACAAAUAUCAAUUUAGGAGGAGGUAUUGUUGAUUUUGAGGAUUUUGGUGAAAGAAUACCCAACAGUGCAUGUGAAUCUUCGUUAUCCCCUGCUGUGUGCCAUGAAAGCUCGAUUAAACCACAGAGUGUUGUUCAGAGAGUUGAUACAAAGCCCAUCGCGGACGAGAGUGAUUCUGAUUCAGAGAUGUUUAGGGUAAAGCGCCCUUCUUCUCUGAAAGCAGAGAGGAGAAAUAUGAAUGAUGUCACGUCUUCAAAGCAGACUGAGCAGCAGGGACUAAAACGGCUGAAGAAAGUCCUUCCUGAAGGAAGGAGUGAUCAACCAAUGGAUUUCAGAACUCAGGAGUUAAGUUACAAACAUGUUAGCCAUAAAAGUCGUGUUCAAGUCUCCUCCAGGGACAGAUUUGCAAGGGGUAAUGGCAUUCCCAUUUCGAUAAGAUAUAAGAAGUUAGGAAACGAGGAAAUAAGUAUGCAACGAGAUCACCACCAACACCGGAAAGAUAGGUUCUUGCAGCAACAGACAUUUAGGGAACCGCCUUCCAUUGAGAUUGAGCCAAAGCGCCUUAAAGUCCGAGGCCCUUCGUUUUUAGGCUUAGAGAGCAGAUUGAAUUGAUGUUUCAAGUUGGCUCGAAAGGAUUGUGAAACGCGAUCAAGAGUCUGAAUUUGCUAACUUCAUUUAGCUUAUGGGCUUUCUAACAAUACACUAAAUCCAAAUGAUUGAUUAAGGGAGGAAGCAGCGGCAAGAUAUUAACGUAUUAGGAUAUGAAAAUUACAUUCUUUGUGCAGGCCAACAUUUGGAAUCUGCACGGGUGGUGAUCCUUUGGGUUCUCACGCCGAGGUGUUUUUCCAACUUUGGUUGGUGAACCUGACUUGCAAAGUUAGGACUUAGAAAUCGGGUUAGCGACAUUUAUUUCCAUGUAAAUUUGUAUUUUUCUUCUCACCUGUUGUUUAGGUCUUGUUAGGAACGUGGUCUCCAUUGUUUUCUCAUUAAAUUCUAUCAGCUGCUUCCCCUUCUGAUGUUAAUCCAUUCUUUUUGUAGCAAUAGGUCCUUUGUACCUAGAACUACUUGAAUAAAGUUCAAGGAAAUUUCUCAUUUUCUCUCAA
Molecule: messenger RNA, 2009 nt
Organism: Vigna umbellata (rice bean)
Lineage: Eukaryota; Viridiplantae; Streptophyta; Magnoliopsida; Fabales; Fabaceae
Source: RefSeq, a predicted model, not a curated record